AUGCCGUGGUACCUCAGUACCUUUCGUGUCAGCUUCUGCGCCAUCUACUCCUACUUGGCCUACGUGCAAGUGCGGUGGAUUGCUGAGGCGGAGGAACGCUAUAGACGUUCCCUGACAUGGAAGCCCGCCGUGGGCACCAUAUUUGAUCACAAAAUUGUCAUGAAACGUGGGGGCUCGAGCUACGUGCAGUAUCGCUUUGAGGUGGGAGGCAAGGAGUACCUUGGCGACCGCUUCCGCAGCGGCGGCAUCCACAAGGAGGAGAUGGUGUCCAACCCUGCCCUCCUCGGUGCGGGAACGCAGCUUGUAGUGUACCACAACCCUGCCGAUCCAAACGAGAGCGCCAUCAAGCUGCAGACCGAUCGUGGAGCAGAAUCCGUGCUCCUUCUUGGCAUUGCAGUCUCGCUACUUGUGGCUUACAGGUCUGUGCGAUGCGAGACGAUCCUGCCCAACAUGUUUUACUCUUUCCUCGGCGUGAAUCGACGAAUUGGCGGCAUCACAGGCUUGAAGGAAGCUCGGACUCAUUCAAGGCAAAAGAUGAAGUACGGUAAGGGGACAGGUGCCCUUUGA
Messenger RNA from Trypanosoma conorhini, 567 nucleotides. RefSeq lists its product as uncharacterized. Bases 1 to 567 code for a protein of 188 amino acids. Lineage: Eukaryota; Euglenozoa; Kinetoplastea; Trypanosomatida; Trypanosomatidae. The transcript has a single exon. The record is from RefSeq and is a predicted model, not a curated record.